ACAGAACCUCGGAGUAAACGGGUAAUGCACCGCCACAGCAGUCAGCCACAGUCGCGGUUCCCACUUUCACGACGCGACCCGCAUUCACAUAUUCACGAGCUGUCGUCGUCUCCCAUGUGUUGUUCCACGAGCGCAUCGUUCCUUCCGUUCUCACAUACAUAGCUUCGCCCAAAGUAUGCGACACGCCCUACACGUUCCGCCGCACGAAAAUGCCCACCCCCGCAGCCAGUCUGGUCCCCGAGCUCUCAGUCCUCAAGCCACUAGACCCUUCGCUAUACAAAUCCGAGGAUGAAUACGAAAUAUACAUCCUUAGCAAUGCGCAAGUCGUUUACGAGAAUGGGCGACCAGGCAGGCACGCGAGUCUCCUGGAAGCGUAUGCGGAUACGCCGCUGAGGGUGGAGGGACGGCUGGACUCGGUGGAGCGCGCGCAGACAAAGUAUUUGGUCAAGAAGCCUUUGCGACCCACCGACAUCGUGAUCCGGGAAGUGACGCGGUUUUCCUACGGGCAGACCGAGGAUGGGGAAACGGUAAUUUGGGCGCUUGGAGCGGCGGGGUGGUAUGAGCUACGGCCUGGCAGGGCUUAUAAGGACAUAUACGACGGGAUGGUGCAGGCGGUGGAGAUAUUGUAUUUUGUGACAGACAUAUAUAAUGAGCCGCGCAAGAAGGGGGGACGGCCGAGUGCGCAGCUGAUUUGGCAGGAGUAUGCCGAAGACGAGCGAUUCGCCUGCAACACUACGGAAGAGGCGCGGCGGAUAUUUCACAAGCACCGCGCAUUCUUGAUAAUGUGCUUUUUGAACAAGGCGCAAGGGAUUGGAUGGAGCAAUACACCGCUAUGCCAGUACUACAAGCGAGUGUAUUCGAAAGAGUUCGAGCAGGUAAAGGCGCGGAUAGAAGGAAAAGCCCAGGAGAAAGAGAAGAAGUCAUCUAGGGCUGCGUCCCCACCGGCGAGAACUGGGAGGAGAUCCAAAACCGAAACAAAUGCACCGCAACCGCCUAAGAAGGAUGACAACUGGUGGGCAGCAGCAGCACUGUUUGAGUUCAUGCAAAAGGCAGUGAAUCUUGGAGCUAUACGAGUCGGACAGAUCAACCUAGAGAGAGUAGCAAGACUCAUUGUCAAGCGAUACGAGGUGGAAGACGUCGAGCUGGCGAGAAAUAUACUCUUCGCCUACGCAUCGAACCUGCGAUACAUGAUGGACCAUCCGAAGCGGAAGAGCAUAGAGUAUUUCCAAGACGAACCGAUCUACCAGGAACUAGCAGCGGCAAACAGACUCUCGGCGGCGGACUUGCGCCGUGCACAAUCUACCGAGCUGCGCACACGAAGAGAUCACAGCAGUCUGAAAGAAGACUUGGAAUCGGAUUCAUCCGGUUCAGAAGAGAUUGAGACGCCAAAACGGCCACCGCGGCACAAGAAAGUAGGAAGGCUGUCAGUACUGCGACCAAAGACCACCAGGAUAGCGGGCAAAGGUAAAGGCGUCAAUCAGGGGAAGGGCAAGGCCCCAAGCGCCAAUAUGGCGAGCGCUUCCGAAGGCGAAGAAGUGGCUGCCGGCAGCGAUAGCGAUAUGCCCAUCGAUACGCCUACACACGCUUUAUCUCCAGGAAAGCGGAAACAUGUUCCUGAAGCUGCAGAGACGAACCCCCGCAAGCGCGCCUUGACAGCAUCCCCCGAGCCGGACGAGCUAGAACAGGAUGAAGUCGAGGAGGAACAAGAAACAGAAGAAACAGAAGAAGACUUCCCCUCAUCCCCAUCAGAGAAUCAAGAUGAAGAAGAAACGGAGUCCGCAGAACCCCUCCCCCUACAAUGGCGUACCAGAAACGCCCCAGUAAAAUCUCCACCCAUUCUCCCACCUGUUAUAUCCACCCCCUUACCGACAUACACACCCAACGGUCCCGGUGACAGCUGGAUCUGCAACUUCGACGGCUGUAGCCAGAAGGUGUACGGUGCGAGUACGGACCUGGGGAGGAGUUUGAUCACGGAUCAUCUGAAGGAUCAUGCACGGGGUCGGCAGAAGGAGGUGGAAAUUGUGCGUGGGGAAGAACGGAGGUUGGGGUUGCCUGUCAAUAAUCUUAUCAAGCGCAUCCGCGAGAUGGCGGAGAUGCAGCAACCGCUGUUUCCCUCGAUGGCCGGGCCGUCGGCUCCUAGACCGAUUGGAAGGAUGGUGUAGAGCGCUGGAAGCAGUAAGGAAUUAUAUGCUCGGGUUCACGGCGGUGCUUUGAUUGAGGUGUUCGGCGUCUAUCUCUCGUUGCUUGGGGGGUGGUGUGGCAAUCUUCGGCGUGUACAGGGCGGUUUGUUUUAUGCUCUCUCGCAUGCCCUUUCUUCGGAUUGACUUGGUAUAAAGAGGGCGGCGUCUAUCAAGCUUCCUAUUGGCAGGGGAAAUUGAUGUGUCUGUAUGGGACUUGUGCGAUAUAGUAUUCAUGUCGCUAGGCUAUUGCUCUCCACAUCAUUGUUCUCCGUGUCACAUUAUUGCGUUACGGUCCAGGAGCUGCUGCCUCCUUAGUACUGGGAGCACGCGGUUACAUGAGCGGUCUGUUUUCCAACACAUCGAGGCUCCCGAUUCAAGAAGGAAAAUUGGGUUCAUGUGCGUCAAAAGAGAAAAACAGACACCGUCAUGUAAGCCGUCGGCUGCAGCUGGUGCCAAU
Messenger RNA from Westerdykella ornata, 2637 nucleotides. RefSeq lists its product as uncharacterized. Lineage: Eukaryota; Fungi; Ascomycota; Dothideomycetes; Pleosporales; Sporormiaceae. The transcript is spliced from 5 exons. The record is from RefSeq and is a predicted model, not a curated record. The coding region runs from base 210 to 2162 and encodes 650 amino acids.